Messenger RNA from Oldenlandia corymbosa var. corymbosa, 606 nucleotides. Lineage: Eukaryota; Viridiplantae; Streptophyta; Magnoliopsida; Gentianales; Rubiaceae. The record is from the annotation of a GenBank genome assembly.
AUGCCGCCGGCAAGGAGGAAGGCUGCUGCCUGCAAAAACGCCUCCAACACAAGGAGAAGGACAUCAUCCUCCUCAUCCUCGCCCUCUCCUGAACGGCAAAGAACGCCCACUCCACCAGCAUCCCCUGCCAGAGAACAUACCCCACCGCCACCUCCACAACCACCAAGGGCAUUGCAAGAACAAGCCCUUAAUGCCAUCACAGAUGAAUGGGAGCCCAGGUUGUUUCCAAGGAAGAAGGGGUGGGAUUUCUUUUUGAAGCACAUAAGGCGAAAAUUCAUCCCAGAAAGGGGAAUCGGUGAAGAUGGCGCAGCUUUUGCCUACAUCAAGCGCCAUGGCUGGGAGACCUUCUCCAACCCACCUGUCAAGCCAAGGAUCCAGAUUGUGCAAGAAUUUUAUGGAAACUUCCACACUGUCCCUAGAGAUGGAGUAUUCGUCAGAGGCAUCAGCGUCAAUUGCAGUACAGAGGCCAUCAGGGCCAUCUGGAAGUUACCAAGAAUAAGCACCGAUUACAGAGAAAUCCUGGCUGCCCUGCAUCCAAAUCAACCGUUGGAACAGGCCAUUCUGUCCAGAUUGGCAAAAAGAGGGCACAAGCUGGGAGAUGGAUGA